Molecule: messenger RNA, 5003 nt
Organism: Portunus trituberculatus (swimming crab)
Lineage: Eukaryota; Metazoa; Arthropoda; Malacostraca; Decapoda; Portunidae
Gene: w
Product: protein white-like
Exons: 13
Coding region: 974-3055 (693 amino acids)
Biological process (GO): transmembrane transport
Cellular component (GO): plasma membrane
Molecular function (GO): ABC-type transporter activity; ATP hydrolysis activity; ATP binding
Source: RefSeq, a predicted model, not a curated record
ACGUUAGUAUUACUGAUGCAAAACAUAUCUCUUGUUUUUUUUUUUAUUUAUAAUCUCAUUUCAUCAGUAACUAUUGUCCCUUCUGACGUGAGAUAGUGCACGUGGUGGUCACUGGUCAGCCGAUCAAACCACCUGAGGCGUUAAUAGUGACUAACACAAACAUGGUGGGCGUGUGUGCGUGCGGGGAGGAAACUCGUGUGAAGUAGUUACCUAUGCAGUGGUGUUUGGAGGCCGCGAGUGGUGUCUUCUGGUGGAGAAAUGUGACGUGAGGCGACGGAAGAUUCAUGGCGAAGAGUAAGCGGAUUAACAGCCUUGAUGAAGAAAGAAACAAUCAAUUAAGUGUUUCUCUGGUGUGAUCGGUGGACAAAACGACGCCAGUGCACGCCUUCAGCCGCCGAGACAAAGUUGUGAUCAGAUGGCAAGAAAAGCCAACGUUACAAAUACUCUUGAAAAAAAAGAAAAGAAAAGGAAAAGAAUAAAAAAAAUUAGGAAAGAAAAUAACAAAAUAAAAAUGAAGAUAAGAAGUGAAUGAAAAGAAAGAAAAAGAAAUAGAAAAAAGAAAAAUAAGCAAGGUAUAUACGACUUAAUUGGCUUCCAGUUUUAAGAGUGCACGCGUGUUAUGUGUGUGCGUGUGUGUGUUUGUACGUGCGCUCCCCCUCGCUGUGCACACUGCCGCACCAUUAACACCAGAUAAGGGAAACGAAGGAAUUACUAAAAAAACAUGAAAUCCCAAGUGAAAAUGACGUGAAUUGAGAAGGAAAUAAAGAAAUAAGAAAAGAGAGUGAAGUGCUAUCUACGUGUGCUAAAGUGCGCUGAGAACUUAGGUGCUUAAAAUAGAACCUUACCGUUUGCUGAGAGUCUUACGAGUGCUGAUAAUUUGAGGCAACCAGUGCUAAAAUCGAAGGGAGUAACGGAAGAACGAGAAAUGCUUAUGUGCUAGAAAAGGAGAGAGAGAAAAAAAAAAGAACAGAAGAUGGAGAAGAAAAACGGUAACAUGGAGGAAAAAAAGACAGGAAAGCAUGGAGGAAAAGGAUCAGGGCAGAAACAAGGUCAGAGGUCAGUGGAGGGUGUCACCACCACCUCCACCACCAAAGGCACCCACGCCACCAGCAGCUCCAGCAAAGGUAGCAAGACUCCACCUCACUCCAGUCAGCAGCGCCGCAAUGACCAGAGUGGCAGCGAGAACUCCGUGGUGGUGGAGAGCGAGGAGGAGCAGCUGGUGUACUCUUGGCAUAAGGUCAACGUGUUCACCACCCUGAAAUCCUCGCAGGGCUCCAGGUGGUUCAAGAGGAAGACCCAUGAAUCGAGAGAGAAGCACAUUUUAAAGGACGUGACGGGCGUGUGUCGUCCUGGGGAGCUGCUGGCCAUCAUGGGGGCGUCAGGGGCGGGCAAGACCACUCUUCUCAACGUUCUCACGCACCGUAACAACGACAAGCUGCGCAUUACCGGCGACCUCUUCGUGAACGGCCGCCGCGUGGAUCCUGACACCCUGACCAGCCGCUCCGCCUACGUGCAGCAGGACGACCUCUUCAUCGGCCUCAUCACCGUUAAGGAGCAGCUCAUCUUCCAGGCCAUGGUGCGAAUGGACCGCCACCUGACCUACUACCAACGCAUGAGCCGAGUGGACGAGGUCAUCAGCGAGCUUGGUCUGACGAAGUGCGCAGACACGAAGAUUGGAGUGCCCGGCAGAAUCAAGGGAAUAUCCGGCGGUGAAAUGAAGAGACUGGCCUUCGCUUGUGAGGUACUGACUAACCCUCCCCUGAUGUUAUGUGACGAGCCAACCUCCGGCCUUGACUCCUUCAUGGCCCAAAACGUAGUGGCUGUGAUGAAGAACAUGGCGGAAAGGGGCAAGACUAUUAUAUCAACCAUCCACCAGCCAAGCUCAGAGGUGUACGCCAUGUUUGACCGCGUCCUUCUUAUGGCAGAGGGUAGAGUGGCUUUCCUUGGCGAGGUGGAUGCUGCCUAUCAAUUUUUCAACAGGAUCAACAUGCCCUGCCCUCCGAACUACAACCCCGCGGACUUCUUCAUCUCCACCCUGGCAGUGCAGCCCGGGAAGGAGGACGGGUGCAGGAAGGCCAUCAACACGAUCUGCGACGAGUUCAACAAGUCAGAGGAAGGAAUAAACAUUGAAAAAGCCGUAAAAGAGAACUCCACAGAGGGCGAGGCGGAGCGUUACGACAGCCUGGUGGACGUGGAGGUCAAGAAAUCACCGUACAAGGCCUCGUGGUGGUGUCAGUUUCGUACCGUCCUGUGGCGCUCCUGGCUCGAGGUGAUCCGUGAACCAAUGCUCAUCAAGGUUCGCUUCUUCCAGGUGAUGGCCAUCGCUCUGCUCAUCGGCAUCAUCUACUUCAGGCAGCAGCUCACUCAGGAGGGCGUCACCAAUAUCAACGGUGCGCUCUUCCUCCUCCUCACCAACAUGACCUUCCAAAACGUCUUCGGUGUGAUCAAUACUUUCUGCGCACAGUUACCUCUCUUCCUUCGCGAGCAUUUCAACGGCAUGUAUCGCACCGACGUUUACUUCCUGUCCAAAAUGGUGUCUGAGCUGCCCUUCCAUAUCUUCUACCCCUUCGCCUUCGUCGCCAUUGCCUACUACAUGGUCGGGUUUACUAAUGACGUAGUGGACUUCUUCAUCUGCGCCACUGUGGUUAUCCUUGUGGCCAACUGCGCUGUGUCUUUCGGCUACAUGAUAUCGUGCAUGUCGAAGAACCUCAGCAUCGCCCUUGCCAUCGCCUCGCCUCUCAUCAUCCCGCUCAUGCUCUUCGGUGGCUUCUUCCUCAACAGCGGGUCGACGCCCGCGUAUCUGACAUGGCUGAAGUAUCUGUCGUGGUUUAGCUACGGCAACGAGGCUCUACUUCUGAACCAGUGGGCUGACGUGAAGAGCAUCGCCUGCAGAGCUAACGAGACUUGCUACCCUGAUGGCCACGCUGUUCUCUCCUUCCUGCACUACGAAACGGGGACAAUAGGAGCCAAUGUAGCAAGUUUAAUCGCCCUCUUGGUGGGUUACCGGGUUCUGGCGUUCUGUGCGCUCCUCGGGAAGACGUAUAGGAAGCAGUAGUGGUAGUAAGGUAGUAGUAGUGGGGGUAGUGGUGGUGGUAAGAUCGAGGUGCUGUCUGAGAAGUAAUGUCCGUUUCUCUUCGUGUCUAUGUGAUGUGUCUGAUGUCUCUCUCUGUCCUUGGGUUUUUAAGAGUUUUUUUUUUUUUCAUCAGUACUUGUUUCUCUCUACGUGGAAUUCUUGUGUUUUUUAUAUUUUUUUUUCUCUCGUCUCCGUGUGGUUUUUAAGAGUAUUUAUCAUUCAUUGGUCUAGUUCUCCCAGUUUGUCUUAUUCUGUUAACUGGUGUAAUGCAUAAACUCUCGAUUCUGUCGCGCUCAUUGGCUCAGUUUUCAGAAAUAAUGUUCUUCUCGACGACUCCAGGAAGUUAUUGUGACCUUCAGUUAUAUGAUAGGUUUUUUCUUUCUUCUUUCUCAACGUGUUUUCUACUCUCAUUUAUGAAUUAGUGCGCAUGUAAUUAAUUGUUUUCUAUUGUGUAUCGUUUGCUCAAUUUCAAAAUGUUUCCUCAUUCUGUAAACCUUUUUUUUAUAUUCAUAUGAGUCUAGCACGUCUUUUCAACACAGAUUGUUGAAUUAGUCUCUUUUACAAGUUCCUCUCUCGCAUCGGAUUUCCAUUAGUACGUAUAACAUAUCUAGAAAAUAGUUAGAUCAUUCCAGUUUAGUCUUAUUCGUAAGUUGGUUUUAGUCAUUCUUAUUUUCUAUCGUUCUCAAAUUUUCACCGGCAUUCCUACGGAGGCUUUUUUUAUCAGUGUCGGGCUUACGUCUUGAGAUUCUACAACCCCUGCACCACUCCUUGCAGCUUCGUGGCAGUGAGAGUGCUGUCUCUCUGGCCUUGGCUUUUAUUUAUCUCUCAAAUAAUGACUUGGAAUUCCAUCGCCAAUCUCCCAAACCAUCUGUCUACCCUGCAUAACUGGGCGGCAUCCGAAGAGACGUACCGGUAGAGACAUUUUUCAACACCUUACGUUCACACACACACACACACACACACACACACACACACACACACACACACACACACACAAAGAAAACUAGUAUUACCUUCCCAAACUUACCUGGCGUUACAGCGCAAGAAAGCGACUGAAACUAUCUGGAAAAAAACAGUAGUCUGUGGGAAGGAGGAAAGGGAGACGGAGGAGGAAGACGUGAGAAGAGUGCAAGAGUAGCCGAGCGGUCAGGGAGGAACCAUAGGAACGGUUGAGGUAGGUCGGGAAAGGGAUAUGUCGUUUCAAGUGUCUUACGUAACACUGUCGUAAGGUCGAAACUGUACCCCGCGAGGUCUCAGUGGCGGGUCUGUUCAGCAUCCCUAGAGGAGAGCUUAGUCUGUGUAGAGGCAAACUUAUCACUGUUUUCCUUUUAUAGAGAGUCGUGUGUGCGGCUUUGUGGUGAUAAAGACGGGGAUAUAUGGGACUAUGAAUGGCCAGAGAGAGAGAGAGAGAAAGAGAGAGAGAGAGAGAGAGAGAGAGAGAGAGAGAGAGAGAGAGAGAGAGAGAGAGAGAGAGAGAGAGAGAGAGAGAGAGAGAGAGAGAGAGAGAGAGAGAAUUACUAUGAUCAUGAAUGAGGGAAUAUGAGGGUAGUGAGAGCGUGCCGUGUCUGGCCAGAGGAAGCUGUUCUUUGCCACGGUCUCUUGAAGUGAAGUUUUCUGAAAGGUUGGAAGGUUUCUAGACAUCUGUCCCAGACUUUUGGCUAACUUUUAUUAUCUUUAAGGGAACUGGCAAUCAAGUGGGCCUUUUUUUAUUUUAUUUUUUGUUGCCCUUGGUCAGCUUUCCAUCUUGCAUAAAAAGCAGACAGAGAGUUUACCAGAGGAAGGUGUGUGUGUGUGUGUGUGUGUGUGUGUGUGUGUGUGUGUGUGUGUCCUGCAGGUUGCCAAUCACUGUACCUGUCCUGUCCACCUGACCUACCCACCUGUUCUCUCUGUUCAUAAGUGUUGACACUGCCAUUAAAAUAUGUGCCUUCUG